Nasonia vitripennis (jewel wasp) is the source of this 2865-nucleotide messenger RNA. RefSeq lists its product as uncharacterized. NCBI's taxonomy places the organism in Eukaryota, Metazoa, Arthropoda, Insecta, Hymenoptera, Pteromalidae. The record is from RefSeq and is a predicted model, not a curated record. Gene Ontology annotation, molecular function: DNA-binding transcription factor activity, RNA polymerase II-specific; RNA polymerase II transcription regulatory region sequence-specific DNA binding. Gene Ontology annotation, cellular component: nucleus.
UACUAGCAAGCCUCGGCGGUGUCUCUACACUCCUCCCGUAAAUAGCCUAGAUCAAUACCUAUAUAAGUAUAAGCAGUAUAAGCAUCGAGGAAGUAGGUAUGAUGCAGCUCUCGCUUUUCAAAUAUCUCGCGCCUUCCGCGCAGCCGUUGGCCUGCGCACGCGCGCUAAACGGCCAGACCGACCAAUGGUGUACGACCACAUAGUUCAGGCGAUCGAGCAGCCAAUCAGCCGAGCGUUCGGGAAGCUUCUACGCCUCCCGCGGGCCGUCAGACUGGGGAAAUCACCCGAGCCAGUGCAUCGAGCGAUAUUGCGUCAGCUGGCAGGAGAACCGCGAUGUAUUUCGAAGCCGUGGCCAAGAGGUCAGAAGUAGCGAGACCAGCCGAGCGAACGCAACUCCACAAGGAAGUAUUACUCUCCUAGCUCGGAAGCUCAGAAGAAGCAAGGAUAUAGCGAUUGGAAAACGACAACAACAACAACAACAACGCGCAAGGAUAGAUCGCCGAGUCGAGGCCAUGAGCGCGCUCAAGAGCGUAAUCAUCACGCUGCCCGCAAAGGCGGCGACCGCACCGACCAUCAUCGACAAGACGGCCGCCUCCAAGCUGAACUUCACCACGUCCAUCCUCAUGGACAAGAUCAAAGUGGAGUCUGCUGCCACACAGCAGCAGCAGCAACCGAGCAAGAAGCAGCUGCCGGUGCCGUCACCCCUCAAACAUAUGGAGCUGGACGGACUGCUCUUCAAGCAAGAGUCAAACCAGCCCAGUCGCGGCAAGAAGCGCAGGCUGGAUCACCUCACCUGGGAAGAGAAACUGCAGAGGAAAAAAUUGAAGAACAGAGUAGCAGCACAGACGUCUCGAGACCGUAAAAAGGCGAAACUGGACGAGCUCGAGGACGCAGUCAGACAACUCCGCGAGCAGAACGAAAGACUGACGAAAGAAUGCAGCAUCCUGAGAAUGCAGAAUGAGUCACUCGUCACGGAAACGAGGAGGCUAAAACAGGACAACAAAGAAUUGAUGGAGCUGAAGGAACGUAAGGAGGAGCCGACGGCGACUACAUGCGCGACGUGUCAAGCCCGUGUCGGCUGUACUGUACCAGCGCUGGGAUCAGCAGUAUCCCUUAAACCCUCUGCAGCAGGGUGGCACAGUACAGACGGCACGAGCUCUGACCCUGAGCUCAAGCGCCAGCAUACUCCUGAAGAUCCUGACGCUCUACCUCCUCUCGAAGACCUGUUUAGCGAACUCCAAGCCGACGACGACUACAUCGAGCGACUCGAGGAGCUCGCCGAAAGCCUUUUGCGAGAGGUUACCGCUGAGGUGGAAACAAAUCCUCCUCAGUCAAAUGAGCAGAGUCCAGUCAAAAAAGAAAGUACCGAGAGAUUUGACAAUACAGAAAAAAUGGUGGGGCAGACACCAAAUUAUGUGGAAGCCGAUACAUCCGGUGGAAGCGUAGCGAUAGUCAACCCCACUACGCAAAACAUUCCCAAGGGUGUCACAUCCAUCGUACCAACGGUGACCCUCAACUCGUCCGGACCCAUCACAAUCGCCGAAAACAUCGAGAUCAAGGAGGAACCCAUGCACGACGCCGAAAUGGUCUACGGCACUUAUGACGAGGCUACUAACUGUAUCACCAUCAUAUACCCAGAGGACGAAGUGAUCACGCGACUCUCACCCAACAGCAUUCCAAUUCAAAGCAAGCAAUUAUUGGCCUCGCCGUCGCACUCGUAUGACUCGAUGUCCCCAGCGAGCUUACAUUCCGAUGACGCGGAUGUCGCCGCAGGCAAACUCGACUCUACUGCGCACUCCGACGGCGGCUACGAGUCUCACGGAUCGCCGGCGAGCUCCGAUGUCGCUGGAGCCAAUAACGCUCUCACCGAUCUCUGGCACGAAAGCUUUUCUGAGCUUUUUCCCAGUCUAGCUUGAGAGAGAGAGAGAGAGAGAGAGACGCGAAAAUCGCGACAGGUUCGCUUCCGUCUGUGAUACGAAUUUAGAUUAAAUUUUUCGUAUUUAUUCUUCGUUCUAUUCAUUGUAACGAGCUUUUAUUUUAAUUCCAAGUUACGAUUCAAUAAUCGUCUUUUGUUUAUUUAAAACUUUUCAACCAGUGUUACGAAAGGAAACCUUGAUAGUUGCUAUCGAGCUCUUUCAUUUUUACUGUAUAUAUUUUUUAUAUAUAUCGAAAUUUGAAAUUAUUUGUGUAACAAUAAGAUAGAUACAUAAAUUAUAAGUUAGUAGACUCGUCAUAACAUUGUAAAGCGUUAAGUGUAAAUAUUAAUUAAGGCGUUUGUGUAUGGAAAUACUUAGUUUUUCUUCUGUAUAUAAUAUUUAUUAUAGAAUCAAAGAAUUGUAUUGGAUUAAAAUGUAAAGAAAAAAAAUAUAUGUAUACAUAUACAGAUUAUAUGUAUGAGAAAUAAAAAUUUCAAACUCGCUUUCAUAUGGCAUGAAACACUUUGUCCAUAGCUUGUUCAUUUCUUCUGAAACCUAUAAGCUUGAAUCUCAUUUUGACUUGACGUAAAAUAUCCGGCUACGACAUGUAAGCAUUACCAUUGUUAAAGACAUUAUUGAAUGACAUUCGGAAGAUUAUUAUUAAUAGACGUAUUAUAAGAGGAAGUAGAACGUACAACUACGGAAGUUCAGAUAAUUCAUUUAUGCAAGUAAAUAGCUAUAACUUAAGGAAGUUAAAAUAAAUUUAUUGUUUACAUUCAUUAUCUUCACAGGCCUUUUCAUUUUUAAUAACUGCCAUUAAUUAGUACAGUAAUUAAGUCGAAAUGCGCCAAUAAUUUCAUCUGUACAUGUAUCCAUUAAAUGUAUAUCAUUUGUACACGAAACAAAUUAUAUAAGAAAUUAAGUUGCAUGAUAUUGUUAUUGCGUAAUU